AUGAACAUGCUAAAGUCCGGGAUUGGCACUUCACAGAUAUUUGGUCUUCCAGCUAGUCAAGCAGGCGGGUAUAAAUUUUUUGGCUAUGGUCCCAAAGAUAUGUACAAUGAAAUUGCUCGGCAAAGGCAUCAAGUUCCUAGUUAUGCAGCAUGGGUGUUGAAGAAGUUGGAGGAUAUGCGGUUGAAGGAUUUACAAUUAUAUUUCAAGGCAUGUCAUGAUUCAAGAGGUUUAUUAUGUAACUUAUUCUGGUCUGAUGCGAUUAGCCAACUACACUACCAACUCUUCGGGGAUGUUACUGCUUUUGAUGCUACGUACAAGAAGAACAAGUAUAGUUGUCCAUUAGUCAUAUUCAGCGGGGUUAACCACCACAACCAAACAAUUGUUUUUGCUGCUGCAUUAAUUAUGGACGAAACUGCUGAUACAUAUAUUUGGCUCUUGCGUCAGCUCAUGUUUGCAAUGAAGGGUAAGACCCCGACCUCAAUAAUAACUGAUGGGGCCAUGGCAAUUAGUAAUGCAGUAAGAGAUGUAUUUCCCAAAGUCAGACAUAGAUUAUGUGUUUGGCACCUUAUUCGAAAUGCGACUAGCAAUGUUGGAAAUCCAUCGUUUUCAUCUACAUUCAGAAAAAUCAUGUUGGGAGACUAUGAGAUUCCUGUGUUUAAGCGUAAGUGGGUUCAACUUAUUGAAUAA
Molecule: messenger RNA, 687 nt
Organism: Arachis stenosperma
Lineage: Eukaryota; Viridiplantae; Streptophyta; Magnoliopsida; Fabales; Fabaceae
Product: protein FAR1-RELATED SEQUENCE 5-like
Exons: 1
Coding region: 1-687 (228 amino acids)
Source: RefSeq, a predicted model, not a curated record